Salvia splendens (bonfire salvia) is the source of this 585-nucleotide messenger RNA. RefSeq lists its product as uncharacterized. The coding region runs from base 1 to 585 and encodes 194 amino acids. The record is from RefSeq and is a predicted model, not a curated record. Gene Ontology annotation, molecular function: protein dimerization activity. NCBI's taxonomy places the organism in Eukaryota, Viridiplantae, Streptophyta, Magnoliopsida, Lamiales, Lamiaceae. The transcript has 3 exons.
AUGGAUGAUACCGUCAAGUUUGGUGUGCGAAUGAAGCAAGGCGAACGUGUUACUAAUUAUCAUCACUACAAGGUCGAGGUUUACUGUCAGGUUCUUGAUUUACUUAUUCAAGAGAUGGAAAAUCGUUUCCCAGAAACGAAUACAAAAUUGCUUAUUUGCAUGAAUUGUCUUAGUCCAAGAAACUCCUUUGCUAGCUUCAAUGUCGAAAAGUUGGUCCGUCUUGCAGAACUUUAUCCUGAUGACUUCUGUGAUAUAGUUGAUAAAGUCGAGAAUAUUGAAGAUUUGGGAAAUCUAGCAAAGAUUUUGGUUGCUACCACAAGAGAUGAGGCUUUUCCCUUGGUGUACCGUUUGAUUGAGUUGGAUAUGAUCCUUCCUAUUGCGACAGCUUCUGUCGAGAGAUUAUUUUCUUCGAUGAAACUUAUCAAGACUGCUUUGAGAAAUAGAAUGGGAGACAGUUGGAUGAAUGAUAUCUUAGUUGUAUAUACUGAGAGGGAAAUUUUUAACAAAAUUGGAAAAGAGGAUAUACUUCGACGGUUUCAAGAAAUGGCGACACGUCGAAAACAGUUAUCAUCUAGAGUCUCAUAA